UCUGCCAUGAUGCUUCUUCCCUGCUUACUUCUCAUCCUUUCAGCCUGUGUUUCUGCAACACAGUACAGAAUCCCAAGGCUUAGUCCAACCGACAGAGAUUCUGAAGCUCUGUCCUCGCCUCUUUCGGAUGAUUUCAAGACAUUUUAUUACAACCAAACGUUAGAUCACUUCAAUUAUAGGCCUGAAAGCUACACGACGUUCGCUCAUAGAUAUAUAAUCAACUUUAAGUAUUGGGGCGGCGCAAAUUCCAGCGCUCCCAUUCUUGCCUACUUGGGAGCUGAAGGUCCACUGGAUAAUGAUUUGAACGUUGUAGGAUUCUCGACUGAUAAUGCUGCUCAGUUUGGGGCUCUUCUUGUUUAUAUUGAGCAUCGUUAUUAUGGGAAAUCGAUACCCUUUGGAUCAAGGGAGGUAGCAUUGAAGAAUGCAAGCACUUUAGGCUAUUUCAACUCUGCUCAAGCAAUAGCAGAUUAUGCGGAUGUUCUUAUACAUGUUAAAAAGGAGUUGCAUGCUAAAGAUUCUCCUGUGAUUGUUCUUGGUGGAUCAUAUGGUGGAAUGUUGGCUGCAUGGUUUCGUCUGAAAUAUCCUCAUGUCGCCCUUGGAGCUCUUGCUUCUUCAGCUCCAAUCCUUUACUUCGACAAUAUCACGCCACAUGAUGCAUACUAUUCCAUUGCCACUAAGGAUUUUAGAGACGUUAGUGAGAGUUGCUAUGAAACCAUUCGGGAUUCCUGGUCCAAGAUUGAAACAAUUGCUUCCAAGCCUGAUGGCCUUUCCAUUCUUAGCAAAGAGUUCAAAAGUUGCAGAUGCAGUGAAAUGGUGAUGCCAUUAAGCACAGGCAAUGAUACUAUGUUUCCAGCAUACAAUUUUGAGCUUGGAAGCUUCAUAGAUUACUGCAAUGAGUUAUACCGUGUGUCUCCAAGGCCUCACUGGGUCACCACCUAUUAUGGAGGCCAUGACAUAAAACUCAUCCUUAAGAGAUUUGGCAGCAACAUCAUUUUCUCCAAUGGACUAAGGGACCCUUAUAGCAGCGGCGGAGUGUUGCAUAACUUAUCUGACAGUCUCCUUGCACUCCAUACGCCUAAUGGAUCUCAUUGUUUGGACAUUUUACGAGCAAAUGAAACGGAUCCACAGUGGUUGGUGGAACAAAGAGAGACAGAGGUUAACAUCAUUAAAGGAUGGAUCAGUAAGUACUAUGCUGAUCUUGGCAGUCCAAACAAUAUAUAAACAACAAAUAAUGAUGAUGAAACACUAUAAACAGGAUACGAAAAUCAUACUGACAUGUA
Cucurbita moschata (crookneck pumpkin) is the source of this 1280-nucleotide messenger RNA. Its product is annotated as lysosomal Pro-X carboxypeptidase-like. The record is from RefSeq and is a predicted model, not a curated record. The transcript is spliced from 8 exons. Bases 7 to 1221 code for a protein of 404 amino acids. Lineage: Eukaryota; Viridiplantae; Streptophyta; Magnoliopsida; Cucurbitales; Cucurbitaceae. Gene Ontology annotation, biological process: proteolysis. Gene Ontology annotation, molecular function: serine-type exopeptidase activity; dipeptidyl-peptidase activity.